Messenger RNA from Cheilinus undulatus (humphead wrasse), 5801 nucleotides. Its product is annotated as exportin-5. NCBI's taxonomy places the organism in Eukaryota, Metazoa, Chordata, Actinopteri, Labriformes, Labridae. The coding region runs from base 91 to 3753 and encodes 1220 amino acids. Gene Ontology annotation, molecular function: nuclear export signal receptor activity; RNA binding; small GTPase binding. The record is from RefSeq and is a predicted model, not a curated record. The transcript has 33 exons. Gene Ontology annotation, cellular component: nucleus; cytoplasm; RNA nuclear export complex. Gene Ontology annotation, biological process: protein export from nucleus; RNA export from nucleus.
CCCUGAGCGAACGUAGCUCACUGUUGUGCAGGUGUUUUGCAUAAGGGAGCCCCUCGCUUCUGCCUUUAGUGACAGACGCUACCUGAAGUCAUGGCUGACCAGGUAGCUGCCAUGUGUGAGCAGCUAAUCAAAGCUGUGAAUGCGAUGAUGGAUGCAGAAACAAGCCAAAUAUACCGACUGGAGGCCCUAAAGUUUUGUGAAGAGUUUAAAGAGACAAGCUCCUUCUGUGUCCCAUGUGGCAUACAAUUAGCCGACAAAGCACAGCCAGCUGUAGUGAGACACUUUGGUUUGCAAAUCCUGGAACACGUCAUCAAGUUCAGAUGGAACAACAUGCAGCAACAAGAGAAAGUCCAGAUGAAGGAGUGCGCCAUGCAGCUGUUGUCAAAUGGUACUCAUUCCAUCCUAGAGGAGGUGAGCCACAUCAAAGACGUCUUGUCUCGAAUCAUAGUAGAAAUGAUAAAAAGAGAAUGGCCUCAGCACUGGCCAGACAUGCUGAAAGAGAUGGAGGCUCUUACAAGUCAAGGGGAGGCACAGACAGAGCUGGUGAUGUUGAUCCUGUUAAGGCUGGCAGAGGAUGUGAUCACCUUCCAGACACUGCCCACACAGCGACGCAGAGACAUCCAGCAGACGCUCACACAGAACAUGGAGAGCAUCUUCCAGUUCAUGAUGUCCAUUCUGCAAGUCAAUGUCAAAGAAUAUCGCAAACUGAAAGAGUUGCCUGGACGUGAACUACAGGCCAGAGCUCACUGUAGAGUUGCUGUGGCUACUCUAAACACACUGGCAGGCUACAUAGACUGGGUGUCACUGGUGCACAUUACUUCUGGAAACUGUCAUCUGCUGGAGAUCUUGUGUUUGCUGCUGAGUGAACCAGAGCUGCAGCUGGAGGCAGUAGAGUGCUUGCUCAUUGCUAUCAGCAGAAAGGGCAAGCUGGAGGAUAGAAAGCCAUUCAUGUUGCUGUUUGAUGAUGUGGCCAUUCACUACAUACUUUCUGCAGCAAAGUCAGCAGAUGGACUGGCGAUAUGUAAGAAAUCUCCUGAAUCACAAGCUAUGGAGGUGGUGGAGCGGAGUUAUAUCUUCCUGAAGAGGCUGUGUCAGGUCCUGUGUGCUCUGGGAGGCCAGCUCUGCUCAUUAGUGGGUUCAGACGUAGAGGUGGAGACACCUGCAAAUCUCAGCAAAUACAUGGAGGCAGUUUUAGCCUUUACUACACAUUCCAGUCAGUUUUUAAAGUCCUCCACUCUGGCCACUUGGCUGGCUUUGUUCAGACACGAGACUCUGUCCAAAAACGUGGUUGUUGUGGAGAUGGCGAUCAAAUACCUCAAAGUGUCUAUGAUCAACUUAGUCAAGACUGGUUUUCCAUCGAGAGAUGAUAACCCAAGCUGUGUGUACUCCCGUGUGGACUUCGACAGUGAUGAAGACUUCAAUUCAUUCUUCAGUUCUUUUCGAGGGCAGCAGGGGGAGGUGGUGAGAUGUGCAUGUCGCAUUGUUCCUCUGGAGGCUUUCCAGAUUGCAGCAGAAUGGUUGCAGUAUCAAAUUGCCAGCCCUAUUGAUACCGGGGAUACCACUUCUAAGACAGCUGAGGGCCUGUGCUCCCUCCUGUCUCCAUCUGUGGUCCAGUGGGAUGCAAUGACUGUCUUCAUGGAGUGUAUGGUCACGCAGAUCUUCAGGAAUCUGGAGGAGGAGAAGUUGCCCAUCGAUCAGGGCAUGGAAUUGCUGCAGGCUGUGCUGAACUAUGAAACCAAAGAUCCGCUCAUCUUGUCUUGUGUGCUCUCCAACAUCUCUGCCCUCUUCUUAUUUGUCACACGAAGGCCACAGUUUUUUCCACAGGUCCUCUACAAGCUAUUUAAAGCCAUCACAUUUGAGAUUGGUCAGGACAAUAAGGCACCUCGAACCCGAGCUGUGAAGAAUGUGAGGAGACAUGCUUGUUCCUCCAUCAUAAAAAUUUGCCGGGAUUACCCACACAUUCUCUUGCCUAGCUUUGAGAUGUUUUACAAUCACGUGAAGAAAAUGUUCUCCAGUGAUGCAGGGCUCACUUACUUGGAGAAAUGUUCACUAAUGGAGGCUCUGGUGCACAUCAGUAACCAGUUUAAAGACUUUGCAAAGCAGAAGGCCUUUCUGGACGAGCUAAUGGCCUCAGUGGUUGCAGAGUGGACCUCAGAAGACAUGAGACAUGUGCUAUGGGAUCCUGCUGUAUUCCUGUCCUUUGUUGGAGCAGAUCAGGUGGUCAGUGAUCAAAGUAAAGAUCCAGACACAGCAGGCCUGAAUAGGGGGCGGAUUAGCUUCUGUGUAUAUGCCAUGCUGGCAGUGGUAAAGAAAUCCCGUUGGCCUGCAGACCUGGAGGAAGCAAAGGCUGGAGGCUUUGUUGUGGGCUACACCCUGUCUGGAGCUCCCAUCUACAGAAAUCCCUGCACUGCCAUGUUUCUGGCUCUGCUGCCCAACCUCCUGGCUCUGAUCAGGACUCACAACAGUCUCUUCCUGCCAGAGAACAUGGCUCGCCUCAGUGAAACCUUCUCCAGAGCCCACGAGGUGAUGGAUGCAGAGAAGAAUGUUGUUCUUGGUCUUUCUCAGCAUCUUCUGGAUAUUUAUGAUGCUCCUGUGUACAGAUCCAACCUGGAGCGUAUGCAGGGAUUUUUCACCACACUUUAUGACAACUGCUUCCAUGUCCUGGGAAAUGUCGGGCCAGCUCUGCAGCAGGACUUCUACACCAUCGAGAGGUUGGCUGAAGAAAUAACCGGCUCUGUUUUUGUCUCCCUUGAUCACGUGCCUGACCACAGACUUCGCCCAAUGAUUCGUGUGUUUCUGAAGCAGCUGGUGCUAUCAUGUCCUCAGGAGUACUACAACAGUCUACUCUGCCCCCUUCUGGGCCCUAUGUUCACCUACAUGCAGCAGAGACUCAACGGCAAAUGGCAGGUCAUCAACCAGAGGACCUCAGUAAAUGAUGAGGAUGAGGAGGUUUUGUGCCAUGAAAGCCAGGUGACACAGGAGAUGUUAGAGGAGCAGCUAGUGCGUCUGAUCACCAGGGAGGUACUGGAUCUCCUCAUUGUGUGUUGUAUCUCAAGAAAAGCACCUGAACCAGCAGCAAAUAAGGAGGAAGUAGAUGAUGAAGACAUGGUGAUGGAUUCGGUACAGACGGCACCUCCUGCUCAACCCACAGAGGAGCUGACAGAGCUGGGGAAAUGCCUGAUGAAGCACGAGAACAUCUACAUGAGUCUUUUGACUCUCUCCUUCACCUCAUUGUCAUGGAAGGACACUUUAAACUGUCACCGCACUGCUUCCAUGGUCUGCUGGACACUCCUGCAACAGGUGGUGGGGGGAAAUCUUCUUCCAGAGGCAGUCAUAUGGUUUUACACCAGCGUCCUUCAAGGCCUUCAGAUCCACGGGCAGCAUGAGGUCUGCAACUUUGCCCUCAUUCAACUGGCGAUGCUUAUCUAUGACAAUCUGCGCCCUCGCUACAUGGAGCUGCGAGUGGUGAUGACACAGAUCCCAAACAUCAAUGUUGAGGCUCUGGACCAGUACGAUCACAGGCUCAUGGACCCCAAUGGGCCCCAGAAGGUCGCACAGAAGAAGAGAAAAGACCAGUUUAAGAAGCUCAUUGCAGGAACUAUUGGGAAAGCUCUGUGCCAGCAGUUCAGGAAGGAGGUCCAUAUCCGGAAUCUUCCGUCGCUCUUUAAAAGGCCAAAGCCUGACAAAGAUAUAACGGACACUGAAGCACUGGGCUUGGCAGCUCUCUUCUCUCCAGAGAAUAACACCCUUUAGGAAGACACUGUGGGUCUAAUGGACUUCAUUCUGACUGAAGGCGUGAUAGCCAGGCCUGAGAGUGAGGAGUUCAGCAGGGUUUCCUUCACUUAUUAUCUGCCAGCAGGGGCAGUGCGGUGCUACCUAACAUAUCAGUCAACACUUCCUGUUUUCAAUAGAUUUAGAUCUUUUAUUUAAAACCUAACGGCACCUCUAAUACACUAAAUGAAUUAUCUUUCUUUGAGUGUUACAGGCCAGUAUCACACUCUAAAAUCAUUUUAUACAUUUCUUUUCCAUUCCCUGGCCCAUAGAAAUAAAAGCCAUGGUGAUACUUUGAAUUAAAGAAUUAUCAGCUUCUCUGUCGGAGACAUUCAGAAUGUAGACUUGCCAUAUCUGUGCAACCCUUAUUUCAUGGUCACCAAAAAUAACCUUUAUUUUGAUCAUUCCUUUAUGAAGUUGUUUCUCCUGCUUUAGUUUAUGGGCAAAAUUUGUCCAUUUAAGAAACAAGAGUCAAACUGAGACCCAAACUGAGUUUUGUAUUUUAAACAUACAAGAAGGAGUUUUUAAUUGGGUAUGAAACAGACUAACAUCAGUAAUGAGGUUUUUCACGAUCCACACAACAAACAGGCGAGUGGUGACUGUUUAUAUAUGACGCUGAUUUGAAUGUCUGUUACAGUGGCCACAAGGCCUGUGGCCUGCAAAGCAAUUUACAGUACACCAAUAUAACCUUUGUGUACAUUUUCCUCUGCUGAGAUUUGCAGACAGUUUUACUUUAUAAAGUUGAAGAAAGGAUGAAAAUCUUCUUUAGAGAAUAUAUAGUAUGUUGUGGACAGUAGUGACAAAGAUAUAGAGUGUGCUGCUUUGUCGACUGAGGCUGCCAAAAUCCACUCAAUAUAGAGUCCUUCACCUUAGCUUCAACAAAGAAAAACGCAGUACUACUACCAAAUCCAAACAAGUAACCCAGUAGAGAAGGUAGGAGUGUGUUGCUUGUUGAGAUUUCUUGGACCAAAUGUUUUUAUUAAUUUCAAGUGCUUGCAUGAGAAUUUUUUUUAAAUUUAACCUUUGUUUAUCCUGAUGAAGACCUGUUGAGAUCCAGAUCUCUUUUACAAUAGUGACCUGGCCAAGAGGUCAGCAGUGCACAACUGAUAAAUAAUUUAUAUUUAAGAGUUAAGUGUUGACAGAUAUGUUGUGUGACCACAGUGCUGCUGUCAGGGCUGAUAUACUCAACAGCCACUUCAUUAGGUAGACCUCUUCAACUGCUCAUUAAAGUAAAUGUCUUAUCAGCCAGUCACAUGGUAGCACCAGUGCACUUAGUUAUGUCGAUAUAACCUCUAGUUUAAGGCGAAUGUCAGAGUUGGGAUGACGGUUGAUUUAAGGCCGUGCUGUGAUUGUUGAUGGUCUGGAAAGCUUUUGUGUUUAUGCCCAGUUCUGCCCCUACCAUCUGAAUUUCAUUGAAGCCACUGAGACUCAACAGGCCAGGUUUUUCCAAUCUUGUUUUGUCCAAAUAUGGUGAGCCUUUGUGAAUUUUAGCCUCAGUUUCUUGUAGGAGUGGCAUCUGAUGUGGUCUCAGCAGAUCAUCCUGACCAUGUCUACAUUUCUAAAUGCUAUGUGAUUGGCUGAUUAGACAUUUGAAUUAAUAAGCAGUUGAAUCGGUAUACCCAAUGAAGUUACCAGUGGGUGUAAAUCCCAGGUCAAGACAAAAAGGAAUGCUUAAAUCUUGGUGCACUUUUCUCUAUUUACCAAAACUUUGUGUUGACUGGAUAAGCUUAUAUGCAGGUUCUGAUUGUGGGAGAAGUGGUAAUGGUACCUCAGUUGCGAUGUUCCCUACGAUGAGGUGAAGAAACUAUAGGGAAAAUUACUCUAAGGGAGAGCAGCCACAUUGUUUUUUUUCUUUAAUGAUUACAGUAGAUUAAAAUAUGAACAUCAGUUGUCCACCAUGCAGAUAUUGCACAGUAUUUAAGGGCAAUGGUUGUUUGUAUUUUGUCCUUCAUAUCAGCACAGUCUUGUGUUGUAAAUGAGUUGUAUAAUUCAGAGCACAUAUCAUACAUUAAAUAAAAGCCACAUUUAGU